This is a messenger RNA of Nerophis ophidion (straightnose pipefish), 8270 nucleotides long. RefSeq names its product ectonucleoside triphosphate diphosphohydrolase 4 (gene entpd4). The record is from RefSeq and is a predicted model, not a curated record. NCBI's taxonomy places the organism in Eukaryota, Metazoa, Chordata, Actinopteri, Syngnathiformes, Syngnathidae. Gene Ontology annotation, molecular function: nucleoside diphosphate phosphatase activity. The coding region runs from base 291 to 2147 and encodes 618 amino acids. Gene Ontology annotation, cellular component: membrane. Gene Ontology annotation, biological process: nucleoside diphosphate catabolic process. The transcript is spliced from 13 exons.
CCACUCGUGACGUCACUGACGAGCGACCGGCUACCACUGCCACAUACUCCCUCCAGCCGGCGCGUAUCUGGUAUCACAAAGAUGGCAGUUGCUCGAGAAAGGGAAUUAAUUUGAUGUAUUUAUCCGCACGAAUCGCUUUUUGAAUGUGCUCUACGACAACUAUUCCAUAUUUGCUGAUUUGAGGAAAUGGGUGGGCGUGAGGAAAAUGGAGUCGAGCCGUCCAAAAGGCCAAUUUUGGUACCACUAACAGAUGGCUUCAUAAGACCAAGACUCUGAGGACAAUCUGCAUCAUGGCCAGGAUCAGCUUGUCGUGCCUUUUCCCAGCUUCCUGGCACUUCAGCCUGUCGUGCCAGAUGCUUCCCCGCCUCUUGCUCCCUUCAUUCAGGCAGCUGUUCCUCUUCGCCCUGCUGCUCUUCCUACUUGGAAGCCUUUACCUGUUUCUCGUCAUUGGGAAAUUGCCUACCAUCUGGAUCACGAAGGAAAACCACUUCCACAGGCACCUGGCCCGGGUGACCGACGUGGACGCGACAGAUACCAGCAACCCCCACCUAAACUACGGGCUUGUCGUGGAUUGCGGCAGCAGCGGCUCCCGGGUGUACGUGUACUGCUGGCCCAGGCACAACGGCAAUCCCCUCGAACUCCUGGAUAUUCGGCAAAUGAGAGAUCAAAACCGGAAGUCUGUGGUGAUGAAGAUCAAGCCAGGAAUAUCUGAGCUGGCUACAACACCAGAGAAGGCCAGCGACUACAUCCAUCCCCUGCUGAGCUUUGCAGCUGAACAUGUUCCCAAAAACAAGCACAUAGAAACCCCGCUCUACAUUCUAUGCACAGCUGGAAUGAGAAUUCUGCCUGUCAGUCAGCAGGAGGCUAUACUGGAAGAUCUUCGAACAGACAUCCCGGUCCACUUCAACUUCCUUUUCUCCGAUUCUCAUGUAGAAGUGAUUUCAGGAAAACAGGAAGGUGUCUAUGCAUGGAUCGGCAUAAACUUUGUCCUAGGAAGGUUUAACCAUGCACUCAAUGACGGAGAGGCGGUGGUGGAGAUUAAUGUUCCGAACAGUGACCAGCAGGAGGCGCUGGUGAGAAAAAGGACUGCAGGUGUUUUGGACAUGGGCGGAGUUUCCACACAGAUCGCAUUUGAAUUGCCCAAAACUGUCACCUUCACCUCUCCGCAGCAGGAGGAAGCAGCCAAAAACUUACUGGCAGAGUUUAAUUUGGGGUGUGACGCCCAUCGCACCGACCACGUGUACCGUGUGUAUGUCUCCACCUUCCUGGAUUUUGGAGGAAACGCGGCGCACAGAAGAUACACGGAGAGCCUUAUGGGAAACACCGGACUCCGAAAUAAGGUGUUAGGUCAGCACGUCGGGGAGACGGCAGAGUCCCCCCUCCUGGACCCGUGUCUCCCCGUGGACCUGGAUGACGAGAUCAGUUGGUCUUCACGGACGCUCCACCUGCGAGGCACUGGGGACUUUGACCAAUGCAGACAGGUUCUACAGCCUCUCCUCAACCGCACAAACGAGAACCAAACCUCCCUGAACGGCGUCUACCAGCCAACCGUGGACUUCGGCAACAGCCAGUUCUUCGGUUUCUCUGAGUUCUACUACUGCACCGAAGACGUGCUACGCAUGGGCGGAGACUAUAAUGCUUCCAAGUAUGCUCAAGCUGCCAAGACUUACUGCGCCACUCCGUGGAAGACUCUGAGGGAGCGCUUCGAUUCCGGCUUGUACGCCUCCCAUGCUGACCUCCACAGACUCAAGAACCAGUGUUUCAAAUCUGCAUGGAUGUAUGAAGUGUUACACUCAGGUUUCUCCUUCCCUACCGACUACAAAAACCUGAAAACUGCGUCAUCGGUCUACGAUAAGGAGGUCCAGUGGACUCUCGGAGCUAUUCUCUUCAGAACACGUUUUCUGCCUUUGAGGGACAUCCAACAAGAAAGUCUGAAAGGGGUGCACUAUCAAUGGCGGCACAGCUUCUCCUUCACCAACAACCACUACUUACUCCUGGUCUGCGUCUUCAUCGUCCUCCUCUCCAUCGUGCUCUACUUACUGCGACUCCGCCGAAUACACCGGCGUCCCCCACAGCGCUGCUCGCCUUCGUCCGUGCCGUGGCUAGAGGACGGCUUUGGAUCGCCGACCCUCCCCAUCAUUCUCUAAACCAGCGGUUCUCAAACUUUUUUUCACCAGGUACCACUCCAGAACACACUUGGCUCUCCAAGUACCGCUAUCAUCACAUUUGUUAAAAUACAGCAGCGUAGUAGGCCUAAGUAUCCAUUAAAACAAAGCAAAGGUUUCAUUUAACCAGUAUAUUGAUGGUAUUUUCCGGACUAUAAGGCGCACCCACUACACUUUAGAAGAAAAAAAUAUGUUUUCAUGCAUUAGUCAUGAAAACAUGGCAGAUAUAAACGUUGUGAAAUGAGUUAUUUACCAUAUUUUUCAAAUUAUAAGUCGCCCCGGAGUUUACGUCGCACCGGCCGAAAAUGCAUAAUGAAGAAGGAAAAAAACAUACACGUCGCGCUCGAGUAUAAGUCGCAUUUUUGGGGGAAAUUUAUUUGUUCAAAUCUAACAGCAAGAAUAGACAUUUGAAAGGCAAUUUAAAAUAAAUAAAUAAUAGUGAACAACAGGCUGAAUAAGUGUACGUUAUGUCACGCAUAAAUAACCAACUGAGAAGGUGCCUGGUAUGUUAACGUAACAUAUUAUGGUAAGAGUCAUUCAAAUAACUAUAACAUAUAGAACAUGCUAUACGUUUACCAAACAAUCCGUCACUCCUAAUUGCAAAAUCCGAUGAAAUCUUCUUUCCUGAUGUCGCUUCUAUGCAACUCUGCCAACUCCAAAGGUAUGCACCGCUUCCUCUUGUCGUUUUCUGCUGCAUAUUUCACUACGUCCAGCUUGUAAUCUGCAGUACAUGAUUUCCUUUUCGGUGCCAUUUUUGUUCAGCUCUUCUCAGUUUUUAUAAGUUACCGCCAACAUUGAAACGAUACAUUUUAAUAGCUACGGCAGUAGCAUAUAGCAUACCGGUUUAUCAGUUUGGAUCCCAUGACCCACAAUGGACUUCUGCCAUGCUUCUUCCCCGCCGAAUUCUUAUUGGUUGACGUGUGUGUGACGAUUGCUGACAUUUUCUUCGUCUCUUCAGCGAAUGAGAUAAAUAAUAUUAUUUGAUAUUUUACGAUAAUGUGUAAUAAUUUCACACAAAAAUUGCUCCAGAGUAUAUGUCGCACCCCCGGCCAAACUAUGAAAAAAACUGCGACUUAUAAUCGGAAAAAUACGGUACACAGAAAUGUUUAUUUACAUACCUUAAUUGUUUCCAAAUGGUGUCUGUAACACGGCAGUAAAACGGCUGAUCAAAAAAAACCGUAGUCAUGGUCAUGGACCCACUAGCUGCACAAGCUCGCUCUCCAAUCAGCUAAACCAGACUUAGUAACUCCACGGUGACGUUUUGGUGAAUUUACUGAGGCAUAUGUGAACUGAAACAAAAUAAAAAGAAUGCCAGUGUAAGUUAAUAAUUCUAACACAGACAUUCGUAAACGUGUUAGCUUAUUAGGUAAUACCAAAGACGCUUGCAUCCUUACAUAAAGAUAGCACGUACAAAUACUUAUGGAGACUCUCCUACAGACAUUUAGUAAGUAUAAACAAUUUUUGUUCUAUUGUUAAAAUUACAAACGUUGCUUGGAUUGAUGAAUUCGGAAUCCGUACGAGUAGAAACGCUACAUAUUUAUAAAUGGUUGAUUUCUAUAGGCUAGUAAGGUAACGUUUUGUACCUGACAAGUUUCGGCUACCUUGCUUCCGCAGCCUUCAUCAGAGGUGUCACGUGAUGUUAGCGUGACGUCGUCUGUGACGUGUUCUAUAGAUUUUUCCAUUUCGCCUGAAGUGGUGGGAUGGCGGUGUCCCCUGGUGUGCGCCGGGGGUAGGGCGAGGCACCCCAUAUCGUCUGGAUGUCUACCAAACGGCCGGGGGCGGCCCUGCAGGACUGUGUCCCAGGUGUGGGAUAGUUGGUAGGCACUUUUGUCCAUAGUUGACAGUCUUUCUUACCAUCCCACUACUUCAGGUGGGAUGGAACAAUCCAUAGAACACGUCACAGACGACGUCACGCUAACAUCACGUGACACCUCUGGUGAAGGCUGCUGAAGCAAGGUUGUCAAAACUUGUCAGGUACACAACUUAACCUUACUAGCCAACCAUUUAUAAAUACACAUCAGUAGGCUAAAUGAACUUCUUCAACAUAGAAACGCUACGGAUGGCUCGAAGACGAAAGGGUACAUCCGGUUCAUAGCUUUAAACAGCAGGAAACGCUGUGUAGACGUUCACCCAACUGCACCUGCAGUGAUCGACCUCUUCCAAAAGAUGGCGCCAUAGCACAAACAAUUACACACCAUGUCAACGUGUUUGCGUGGGUUUUCUAAAAAGUAUUUGUAAUGAAGCAAAAUCUGUCUAUUAGCCGCAGAGGUCAAAGCGUAGGAGAAUAGUAGCGGCUCAUAGUCCGGAAUUUACUUUAGCCACUGUAACAUCACACGCAGUUUGAACGGUAACACUGUGUCUGAACGUCAAAUUGGUUCUUUGGCGUACCACCACAGGUUGAGACUCACCGCUCUCCACUUCACCUCCGCGUCGCGUCUUCAAGAGUGUUCGCCACAAAUGUGAACGAGGGGCUCUCGUUUGACUUACUUUCGCUCAUUUUCCCAUAAAAGAGCAACUCUCUACAAAAGUCGUCCGUAUUACGUUUGUAGGCGUCUUUUUUGACGUGGGCAUUCGCACCUUUUUUUUUUUAAAGCUGCAAAUGAGCACUUGUCCUUUCUACAUGCACCACAGGACGUCAUGAUGAUAAUAAUAAGGCUGGUACUGUUUAUGUUCUGACCAUAUAUUGUGCAAUACCUGUCUUGUCACUGGACUCCUCGGUCUGGACUGCCGUUCUCGCUCACAUACUUUUUUGUCCUCUUGCCAAGCAUCGGGUGCUUGUGCGACUUUACAAUGUGCUUCGUUUUCGGAAGCUUGUGCGUGUGCGUGUGCGUGUGCGUGUGCGUGUGUGUGCGUGUGUGUGUGUGUGUGUGUUCUUGUAUUUCUACCCUUCUUGAGACAUCAACAUGGAAAAGUGUCUUCCCUAUGAGGACGGGUGAACAAGUAAGGACAUAAAUCAUGGUCCAAAUACGGAAAACUCUUGCAUUCAAAGGCCUACUGAAAUUAGAUUUUCUUAUUUAAACGUGGAUAGCAGGUCCAUUCUAUGUGUCAUACUUGAUCAUUUCGCGAUAUUGCCAUAUUUUUGCUGAAAGGAUUUAGUAGAGAACAUCCACGAUAAAGUUCACAACUUUUGCUUGCUAACACAAAAGCCCUGCCUCUACCUGAAGUCGCAGACGAUGACGUCACAUGUUGAUGGCUCCUCACACCUUCACAUUGUUUUUAAUGGGAGCCUCCAACAAAAACAGCUAUUCGGACCGAGAAAACGACAAUUUCCCGAUUAAUUUGAGCGAGGAUGAAAGAUUUGUGUUUGAGGAUAUUGAUAGCGAUGGACUAGAACAAAAAAAAAAAUUCAGAUGUUUUUAGACACAUUUACUAGGAUAAUUCUGGGAUAUCCCUUAUCUUUCUAUUGUGUUGCAAUAAGUCAUAAUAAAGUUUUAGUGAGUUUAAUAUUACCAGAUAGUCAGAGGGGUGUGUCCACGGGUGUGUUGACGCGCAGCUUUAUGGGCGGCACAAGCUCAGCUGAUCUCCGGUAAGAAGUGACUUUUUACCACAAUUUUCUCACCGAAACCUGCUGGUUGACAUUCGGUUGGGAUCCAUGUUCGCUGUGAUCCAUAGUAAAGUUUCACCUCGGUGAAUUUUAAACAAUGAAUCACCGUGUGUUUGUGUGGCUAAAGGCUAAAGCUUCCCAACUCCAUCUUUCUACUUUGACUUCUUCAAUAUUAAUGGAACAAAUUGCAUAAGAUUCAGCAACACAGAUGUCCAAAAUACUGUGUAAUUAUGCCGUUAAAGCAGAUGACUUUUAGCUGUGUGUGUGUGCGCAGCGCUCAUACUUCCUAACAGCCCGUGACGUCAAGCGUACACGUCAUCAUUACGCGACGUUUUCAAGAAAAUACUCCCGGGAAAUUUAAAAUUGCAAUUUAGUAAACUAAAAAGGCCGUAUUGGCAUGUGUUGCAAUGUUAAUAUUUCAUCAUUGAUAUAUAAACUAUCAGACUGUGUGGUGGGUAGUAGUGGGUUUCAGUAGGCCUUUAAUAGAGAGACAAAUACCAGAGUCUGUGAACAUUGCUCCAAAGUCAGGAUUUUUGGUUGAUUUAAUGUGCAUACAAAAGUGAACAUUGACAGGUGCAAAGGCAGCAAUAUAUGAUAAAACAAGAGGGCAGAUAAAGAAGAACUUUCCUAUUCAUCCACAAAAAAACCCGCCAGGUGAUUUUUCCACUUCUGGUGCUGACGUAAGACAACCCGCGUCCCAUAUGUGACCAUAGGAUGAACAAAUACACUACGGUACUAAGACUAUAGUGGCCAUUAACCGUUAGCGUCUACAGCAGUGUUGCCCAAAGUGAAGCACAGGGGCCAUCUGUGGUCCGUGACUCCUUUUUCAUCGGCCUUAAGCACAUUACAAAUAACAAAAAAUAGAGAUCUCAUUCAGACACCUGGUGGUGAUAUCUAUCAAAAUUAGGGUGGUCCCAAAAAGGAGGGAUUUUUUUUAAAGUGACUACGUGUCUGUUUAAAAAGUACUCCCCCCCUUUGGUCAACAUAUGAAAUAACAAGUGUGUGUAAAAAUUCGAAGUGCUCCCCCUCUAGCCAACAUAUGUAAUAACAAGUGUGUGUAAGAAAUUGAAAUGCCCCCCUUUGGCCAAAAUCUAUUACAUUUAAAAAAAAAAAUGUAUAUAGAGGCAUACUGUAAUAACUUGAAGUAAAUAAUGAAGACUAUAAACAAAUUAAAAAAAUAAUAAUAUUACUAAAAGGUUACUUGUUUUAUAUUUGCAUAGUAUGUAUAUAUUAUUAAUGUUGUAAAUACAAAUCUUUAUAUAUCUAGAAAGGGUGGUCCUAAAGAGGUAGGCAUUUUUCGGCAGUCUCAAGAAGGUCAGAAGUACAAGAGUGUGUGCGUGUUCUUGUAUUUCUACCUUCCAUAUGAGGACUGGUGAACAAGUUAGGACAUAAAUCAUGGUCCCAAUACGGAAAACCAUUGCAUCUAAUAGAGAAUGUCUCAUUUUCACCCUUGGUGGUGAAAUCUAUCAAAAUUUGGGUGGUCCCAAAAAGGAGAUAUUUCAAAUCGACUGUCUGUUUUAAAAGUGCUUCUUCUCCUGUCAACAUAUGAAAUAACAAGUGUGUGUAAGAAAUUAAAAUGGACCCCCUUUGGAAUAUGUGUAUAGAGACAUACUGUAAUAAUGAAGUAAAUAUUGAUAAUUAAAAAAUCAAUUCCCAAAAAAAUAAAUAUUAACUAAAAGCUUACUUGUUUAUAUUUACAUAGUAUGUAUAUAUUAUUAAUGUUGUAAAUACAAAUCUAUAUAUAUCUAGAAAGGGUGGUCCUAAAGAGGUAGGCAUUUUUUGUAGGUCUCAAGAAGGUAAGAAGAACAAGAAUGUGUGUGUGUGUGUGUGUGUGUGUGUGUGUGUGUGUGUGUGUGUGUGUGUGUGUGUGUGUGUGUCUGUCUGAGUGUGAGAGGAUACAGAGUUGAUAUAAUGCAAUGUUUGCACAGUGUUGUCACAUUGCAAUAAGUCAUAAUAAAGUUUUUAUGGAUUACAAAGAUUGUUCAUUUCGAACAUGAUGCACAUUUGUUCACUCGCUGUUCUCAAUUUGUAACCAUUUAAAUACAUAAACGUUCGCAAAUAGUUUUUUAAGUUGUAAUUUAGAUAAUGACAUGAAUAAGAUGUAAUUAUUCAAUAACGUUUAAAAUAUCAGGAUUCUUCUGAUUACUUUGUGAACACUUUCCAUAAUUUAAUUCCACAUGCAGAUAUACUAAAGGUUUAAAGUUGUGUGCGUGCAUACAAAUGUUUUAAGUUACAUCUUUCUCUUUUAAGAAUUGCUGUACAUUUUUGGGUAGCAUGUUAAUUGCUUUGUGCAUUAUUUCAGCGGUUUGCAAAUGCACCAACGCAUUGAAUAUUUUAGAUUCUCUAUAUCCAACAUUAUAUAUUAUUCCAACUGAUCUUUUUCUGUAACACGGUUAGUGAACGGAGUGUACUUUUGUAGUUACUUCCCCAUAUUUCUGCACAAUUACUCAGAUAUUUUUAAGCAUCUGAGAAUGUAUAUUGUUUUGUCCAAAUCUUGCUACUUUAUUCUGUGUAUUGUUUACAAGACGUUGAUGUUAUCUAAUAUUACACUCAAAAAUGUU